Messenger RNA from Euleptes europaea (tarantolino), 1538 nucleotides. Its product is annotated as solute carrier family 22 member 15-like. Gene Ontology annotation, molecular function: transmembrane transporter activity. The record is from RefSeq and is a predicted model, not a curated record. The transcript is spliced from 12 exons. Gene Ontology annotation, cellular component: membrane. Lineage: Eukaryota; Metazoa; Chordata; Lepidosauria; Squamata; Sphaerodactylidae. The coding region runs from base 30 to 1490 and encodes 486 amino acids. Gene Ontology annotation, biological process: transmembrane transport.
GGGAUGCUGUGGGGAGGCCGAGCGGGGCCAUGGAGCUGGACGAAGCUUUCGGCUUGGUGGGGGAGUUCGGCCCUCGGCAGAGACGCCUCACCGCUUUCCUGGUGCUGCUGCAGGUGUUCGUGGCCUUUCAGUCUAUGCUUAUUUUAAUAGUGGGAGCUGUGCCUGAAUAUCACAUCGAUCAGGAAGAGAUUCCAACAAGUACAGAAGCUCUUGCAAAACAUGUCAGAUUUGCUAAUAACUUCACAUCCAUAGCAACAGAGUGGUAUUUAAUCAAACAUGAAGCAUAUAAGGUGAGCCUGGCAUCAUCCUUGUAUUUUGCCGGGUUACUCAUUGGAAAUAUAAUGUUUGGCCCAUUGUCAGAUAAACUGGGCAGGAAGCCUGUGUAUAUGUCAGGUCUCUUCUUCGACGUUAUUUUUGGGUAUAUCUCAGCAUUUGCACCAAACUAUGAAAUUUUUGCAGUGUCACGCUUUUUAAUUGGAAUUACAAAUGGUGGUAUGUCUUUAGUGUCUUUUGUUUUGACACAAGAAUAUGUAGGAAAAUCAUUCUGGGCAUUGACAGGCUCAUUAACAAAUGUGACAUUUGCAGUUGGCAUAGCAGUUUAUGCCUUAUUGGGUUAUUGCAUAAGGGAAUGGCGCUUCCUGGCCUUCGUAUCAAAUUCUCCAGGACUUUUCUUUUUCCUUCUCUCUUUUAUGCUUCCGGAAUCACCAAGAUGGCUGUACACCCAAGGCAGAACUGCAGAAGCAGAGAAAGUUCUACAAUACAUAGCCGUUGGUAACGGAAAGGAAAGAGUGGCUUUGAAACUGAAACAGUGUCCUGGAGCAAUGAAAAAGGAUGACUCAGCAUCUGAUGUCUUAAAUCUAGUUCAACACCCAGUCCUUCGGAGGCGCACUGUCAUUUUGAUGUACAUCUGGUACGUGUGCAGCCUUGUAUACUAUGGCUUAACACUGAAUGCAGGUGAACUAGGAGGGAAUCUUUAUCUAAAUGUGGCUCUUUAUGGCCUUGUAGAAGUUCCAGCAUUUCCACUCUGUAUGUUCUUCAUUGAGAAACCUUGGUCAGGAAGACGUAAAAGUACAACUGCUUUUUUGGUAUUUGCAGGCCUUGCUUGUAUGUUUACUGUGUUCUUACCAGAGAAUACAGGUGAAUUUUUCUUCAGUCCCAGUCUCUUAGCCUUAUACGGAAAAUUUGCUGUGAGUGCUGCCUUCAACAUCAUAUAUAUUUAUACUUCAGAACUCUAUCCAACAGUAGUGAGAAAUGCUGGCUUAGGAGUAUGUUCAAUGACUUGUAGAUUGGGUGGCAUUUUGGCUCCAUUUGUUCCCUCUAUGAAAUCUCUUGGUCCAUCAGUACCAUUUAUGAUCUUCGGCAUCAGUGGGUUGUCAGCCGGUUUCCUGACUCUUCUGCUUCCAGAAACUCUUAACAGACCUAUUGCGGAGACCAUUGAAGACUUGCAGACUCCUGCCUACCAAAUGCUCAAAAACAAAAAGGCAGAGUAACUCUGUUAGAAGAAAACAGGUAAAGUUUCAAAAAACGUUGUGGUUGAA